UUGUGGUCCAGCCCCAUGGGAAUGUCUAUGGUCGGUCAUUUUCAGCGCCUGGCAGAUAACGGGGACCAUGUGCGUUUUACUAAGCACAAAAAAUUGCUCCAGAUGUAUAUUGACAGGAAUCCCCGGUUCGUGGACUUGCUACCAUUGAUAUUGUAUGAAGAAACCUUACUGGAUUUGCAUGAGAACAGACAUGAGGACGCAAAGAAACACGCCAAUCAGGCCUUGGAGACGUCCCAAAGAUUUCAUUCACCUAAUCAUUGCUACAUCCUUUCCAAGCUCAAAUAUGUCGAGUCUGCCUUAGAUCGUAGAAAAGGAGACUAUGAAAGGGCUAGGGAGUGCCUGGAUGUUUCUGUCGAGCUUCUGUGGCCCUGUGCAGCAGGCGAGGAAACAGCAGAAAAUAGAUACUUCUAUGCAGCAUUUCUUGUAGAGAAAUCAGCAAAAAUCGGUAUUACGGCUCAAGAAGAGACCUUGGCAGAGCAGUCUUUUCAAGAUGUUCAAAAUCAUUUGAUUGCCGAUACAAGGCCUAUCACCAAUCGCUGUCAGAUCAGAUCAAAAAACAGGCAGCUCGCUUUCUACGUCAAAUCUUCCAGGCAUGUGAAACACCUUGACGUCCAGAGAGUAGUUCCUGAGCCACAAAUGGCCAAAGCACAGCAACUGAUCCGGGAGAUAGAAACACAUCACUUAGUGUACUACCAGAGUAAGCCGCGCAUGAGUUUUGAUAUCGUCAAAACAGACUACUUCAUCCGAAGGGGAAAUUAUGCUCAAGGAAUAGAGCCUUCCGCAGAAGCCUUCCAGAUUGCCGAAGAGAAAGCCUGGCACGAAUACAAGGAUGUGGCUCGUGAGAGACUUCACUUGUGCAUUGGAAGGAUGACGUGACUCGACUAGUGGGGAAAAAAACCACACAGAGAAAGAAAAGAUGUUACAAGGAAUGCAAAGUUAUUAUGGUUGGAUUGGAAUAUUGGGAUAAUUUUAGAGAAGCCAUGCUAACUUGUAUGCUGGUACUUUUCCAUAUGGCUGAAAAUGUAGAAACAGGAAUGAGCCAAGCUUUCUCGUUCGUAAAUUAUUUUAAAGACUUCGUAAACGCUCUAGAUCAUAAUUUAUAUUACUUUUUCGCCAUGGUAGUAAGAAUAAUAAUUGCAGGAAUAAUUAUGUCAUUAUUGUCUGUAUUGCUGUAAAAACUAGAUCCCAAUCCCCGCUAUAUCACCAUUAUUAUUAAUGUUAUUAUAAAUAUUAUUAUACCUUCAACUCACUAUCUCUUUUCUGAUCGGCCAGAAGCGUAAAGUUAAUUUUCGAAAUCAGCACCUGGCACGUCAUCUAGCUGCAGAUUAUGCAAUAAUCAUGUCAAGGACAUUCAAGGUUGCAGGUAAUCAUGUCAUGUACGACCGCAGUGCACGAUUCCUUAGGGUAAUCAUGUCUAGUUCGCGCCCUACUUGUGGCUUGCUGAUUUGUAUAUUUUUACACGUUUAAAUAUAAAUUAUCAGUUCCAUUUAC
Messenger RNA from Pocillopora damicornis (cauliflower coral), 1491 nucleotides. RefSeq lists its product as uncharacterized. NCBI's taxonomy places the organism in Eukaryota, Metazoa, Cnidaria, Anthozoa, Scleractinia, Pocilloporidae. The record is from RefSeq and is a predicted model, not a curated record.